Messenger RNA from Xyrauchen texanus (razorback sucker), 6343 nucleotides. RefSeq names its product prospero homeobox protein 1-like. The transcript is spliced from 5 exons. Lineage: Eukaryota; Metazoa; Chordata; Actinopteri; Cypriniformes; Catostomidae. Gene Ontology annotation, molecular function: DNA-binding transcription factor activity, RNA polymerase II-specific; RNA polymerase II cis-regulatory region sequence-specific DNA binding. Gene Ontology annotation, biological process: regulation of transcription by RNA polymerase II. The coding region runs from base 227 to 2437 and encodes 736 amino acids. Gene Ontology annotation, cellular component: nucleus. The record is from RefSeq and is a predicted model, not a curated record.
CUAGAGAGAGGAGCGGCGCACAAGAGCUCUUUCUCUCUUCUCACUCUCGUCGCUCUCGCUUGUCCUGAGAAAUUACAAUAUUCAUCACGGGGCGAACAACCCUGUUUAUUCUCCCCUUACACUUUUGCGAAGAGGCUCAAUUCGCUCUCAUCUUCAGAGUUCCCAGGGUUCCCGAGCUGUGCCCAGCUGACAGGCUUUCAAAGAUGGCACAAUAACAGUUCCAGUGAUGCCUGACCAUGAACGCUCAGCCCUCUUAAACAGACAAACCAAGAGAAGAAGAGUUGACAUAGGAGUGAAGAGGACUGUUGGGCCAGCAUCUGUGGUUAUUACCAGAGGAAAAGCAACCUAUCUUAGUGCCAUGAAUCCCCACAGCUCUGAGCAGGAUGUUGAGUGUUCAGUGGUGCAGCAUGCAGACAGUGAGAAGUCCAAUGUGCUUCGCAAGCUGUUGAAGAGGGCGAACUCUUAUGAAGAUGCUAUGAUGCCCUUUCCAGGGGCGACCAUAAUUUCUCAGCUUCUGAAAAACAAUUUGACCAAAAAUGGUGGCAGUGAACCUAAUUUCCAGGGGAGCGCCCUCUCAAGCACCGGUUCAGAGAUACAGCAAGAGGACGCUUGCAGCAACUCCUCACGGGGCAGCCCUCAGGGGUGUCUUUCACCAUUCAACAGGCCCACGAUGACCCAAUUUGAAAUGGAGAGGCUAACAGAUGAACAUCUCAGGGCCAAACGAGCCCGCGUGGAGAAUAUCAUCCGUGGGAUGAGCCAUUCUCCGAGUGUCACGCUCCGUGUAGGUGAUAACGAGCGUGAGGGGGUAGCCCAGCCCCCAAGUCCUCGUGAGAACUACCGGGAAAACAAGCGCAAGCAGAAGCUGCCACAGCAGCAGCAGCAGAGUUUCCAGCAGCUCGUCUCGGCCCGCAAAGAACAGAAACACGAGGAACGCCGGCAACUGAAACUGCAGCUUGAAGACAUGCAGAAACAACUUCGGCAAUUACAAGAGAAGUUCUACCAGAUUUAUGACAGCACUGACUCUGAAAAUGAUGAAGAUGGAAACAUCUCAGAAGACAGCAUGCGUUCCGACGGAAUGGACAAUUGUGCCCACGAUUCUGUCCCAGAUCGCUCCGACAAUGAGCUGUCUGAUCUGGAUCCAGGGCACUUCCUGAAUCGAGCACGUGCACUUCUUCGUGAGCAGACCAUGAUGGCAGAAAGGGACAAGCCAAAGCGCGAUGGGUCACGAGGGAAGGGACCAACAUCCAUGCAUGCAGAGGGUAAACAGUUAGCCGAGACACUAAAACAAGAGCUGAACACAGCAAUGUCGCAGGUAGUUGACACAGUGGUGAAGGUCUUUGCUAAGCCUCCACGCCCAGUUCCUCAGGUUUUUCCAACCCUGCAGAUGCCUCGUGAACGUUUUGCUGUCAACGGAGAAAACUCAAACUUCCAUACUGCCAAUCAGCGCUUGCAAUGUUUUGGUGAUGUCAUCAUUCCUAAUCCCCUGGACACUUUUGCUAGUAUGCAAGUGCCCAGUUCAAAUGACCAAACAGAGGCCCUGCCUUUGGUAGUGAGAAAGAGCUCCUCAGAUCAGACCGGGUCUCAGCCUACUCCUGGGGGUCACCACCAUCCCUCACUGCACCCCUCUCCCUUAUCUUCCACUAUGGGCUUUAGUCCGCCCUCCUUUCGCCAUCCUUUCCCCCUUCCUCUAAUGGGCUACCCUUUCCAGGGCCCUUUAGGUGCCCCAACAGGGCUUUACCCCGGAAAGGACAGGUCUUCUCCUGAGUCUCUGGAUCUGUCCAGAGAUACUACCAGCCUAAGGACCAAGAUGUCGUCCAGCCACCUCAGCCACCAUCGUUCCAUCUCACCAACACACCCAGGGAAUGAAGGCUUGUCAUUGUCCCUCAUCAAGUCAGAGUGUGGAGACCUGCAGGACAUGUCUGACAUCUCUCCAUAUUCAGGAAGUACAAUCCAAGAGGGGCUUUCUCCAAACCAUCUGAAGAAGGCCAAACUGAUGUUCUUUUACACCCGCUACCCCAGCUCCAACAUGCUGAAGAUUUUCUUCUCAGAUGUAAAGUUCAAUCGCUGCAUCACAUCUCAGCUGAUCAAGUGGUUCAGUAACUUCCGUGAGUUCUACUACAUCCAGAUGGAAAAGUUUGCCCGGCAGGCCAUCAACGAUGGUGUGACAGGAUCAGAAGAGCUGAGCAUCAGCCGUGACUGUGAGCUUUUCCGCGCCCUCAACAUGCACUACAACAAGGCGAACGAUUUUGAGGUUCCGGAGCGAUUCCUGGAAGUGGCACAGAUCACGUUACGGGAGUUUUUCAAUGCCAUUGUGGCAGGCAAAGAUGUUGAUCCUUCCUGGAAGAAGGCCAUUUACAAGGUCAUCUGCAAGCUGGACAGUGAGGUCCCAGACAUUUUCAAAUCUCCCAAUUGUCUGCAGGAGCUUCUGCAUGAGUAGAGAUUUAAUUUGCUUACCAGUAUCUACAUCCCUUCUUUUCCUGAAUCUUUACGAAGUAAGAGGUAGCAUUCCUAUUUUUAAGUCCCAGCUACUUUUGAACGACUUAGCUGUUAAUUUUUUUGUGCUUCUUUUUGAGAAAGUAUAUAAAAUUCUUGAUUGUUUUGACUGUAUUAAAUCCCUUCCCCCUUUUUCCUGCCUUUAAAAUGGGCAUUACUAUGUUUACCACAUGAUGGUUAACAAAUGGAACUGACACCCUAAAUUUCUCUCUUUUAUUGGUCAUUUUGUUGAGGGUUUUGUUUUAUCCAAGGAUGUUUGCAAUGUGUGAUGGUUUUACUUUUGCUGAAUAAGACUUGCAUUUGUAGCUUGUAUAGCUGUAAUUAUUAUUUAUGAUUAAUAUAAUUAUUACCAUUAAUGUUAUUAAUGCUUGCUUCAACAACAAAAAAAAGGAAGAAAGGACAAUACAAAAAAAUGACAUAUGGUAUUCUUGUUUCUCAUGGCAAUGCUACAUAAAAUAUUUUAUUCUUUGGACAAAAAAAGAAUAAUAAUAAUGAUAAUAAAGAGGGAUAUACAUUUUUUAUGUGGGAAAUUCAUAUAUAUAUAUAUAUAUAUAUAUAUAUGUUAUUCUUGAAAGGAACAGCAUUAACUGUUUUUUGGUUUAGCUGUUCUUCUAUGCUGGCAAGGGUCCAAUGUUCUUGUGUUUUGUGUCCACAUUGAUAGCACUGGCUCUGGGGAGGGAGGCCUACUCGUAGGUUUUUUCCUUGAUGGAGCAGCCUCUCCUGUAACUAAGCAACAUGGCCAUUUCAUACUGGGGCAAGCCAGUUCGGCACAAAAAAGAUGGACGCCUUCCCACUGAGAAACCAUUCUUUCUCAUAAAAAGCACACUGUCACAACUGCUCAUAUAAUCACACACACACAAACACAUACCAAAAUAAACAUCCCUCUCAUAUAUACACUCUAAUUCACAAACAUUCACUCAGUCAAACGUGUGCUCUAGGGUGUCAAGACAAGAGAAAUGUUGUUGUUGAUUUUGUCCACCUACUUGCUGGGAACACCUCUAUAAUUGGACUGUAAAUCUGGGAUACUAUCUAAAGUUUGGUUUACACAAUAGCCAUUUUGACUGAGAACAAUUUGAGCAUUAGCAAAGAUUUUAAUAAAAAAAAACAACUUUCUACUUACAGGAUUGUUCAAAGUUUAUUUGUUAGAAAUGUUCAGAUUUGCUUAAUAUUUACAAUCAUCCAAUUAAGCUAUGACAGUGUACAGUUUAUCAGUAGAGAAAAUGUCAUGACUUUAUUUGUUGAUUUAAAUUGUACAUGUAUAUGUAUCAUAUUUAGUUCUUUGAUUUGUAGUUGUCUCCACAUGCUUUUGAAAAAAAUCCUCAGUAAAGGGAAUCUAAUUAUAGUAGUUAAGCCUGCUAUGGAAUCUAUGUAAUGUACCUAGUUACAUGUCCCAGAAACAAUUAGUCUGCCAAAUAACAGUUUAUGCUUAGAGUCCACAAAAAGAAAGACAGCCUUCAGACUCUUUGUGCAUCCAUCCCUAGUUCAUAAAUAAGAGACAGCAAUAGAGGGCAAGGACUGGACAUGUGAUAUACUCUGGAAGCCUGUGCCGUUUGCAUUGGCAAAUCCAGCUGAUGAAUUAAAACGCAGGCCGGCAAUUAUUGUCAGCACAAUGCCUUAAAAAACCUGCUGACUUCUAGAUUAAUGGGCACAAAAGAGCAUGAGGUGCUGUCAUUCUGUCGCCAGGGCUGGCAUCAUCCACAGCCCGCGGACAACGCACAAAACGCCACUCUAUUCACUAUGCAUUGUAAAGGUGAAAAAACAAAACAAAGUUAGGAGUUAAAAAGGAAGCGUUUUGGCCCUUUUCAAUUCUCAAGUCUCUUGCAAGGCUGUGCUAACGUAUGUUCUCCUUUACAUAUUCAGUUGUUGCGGUGUAAAUCUCUAUACAAUCAGGCAUUGUGUACUUUACACACUUAAUAAAUAUGAUAAUUGACUGUGCAAUUUUUUUUCCAAAAGAUUUGAUAACCUAAAAUGUAAUAGAAAUACAGUCAUUUGACUCAUAUGUGUUGAAGUAAAAUAUAAAACACAAAAGAAAAUAUAUCACAAAUUGAAAUAGCAAGAUAUAUUUUCUAGAUAUAAAAUAAAUAAAUAACCUCAGCUGUAUGUUCUUGGUAAUUAUCUACAUACAGAGACCUUUGACAGCCUUUUUGAAGAAACAAUGUGUUUUUUAAGAAUGACAUUAAAGUUCCCUAAAAAUCGGAUAUAAUUUAAACCAUUUAAAGUAGCUCAGAGAAAAUAUGUCCGCAUAAGAUAUUGACAGACAUCAGCGUGUCUGUGUGUGCUUGUGCUUGUGCAUGUGCGUGUUCACAGCAAGUUUGUGAACACAUGCAUGAUAGAACUUUAGUUUUAGCUCCCCGUUUCUGAUUUUUGUUAUUUUAUCAAUUGUUUCCUUUUUAAAAGUUUAUUUUAUUUGUGUUUAUCACUGUACUGCAAUUUUGAAGGAAACCAGAGGCAGAAUACGUUCAACAUCUCAACUCUUUAUUCAUGUUAUUGCUGUUGUACCUCUAGAAGUGUUACGAUGUUUUAAGUGUUUUGAGUGGUGAAGUUUGGUUGUUAAUAUUUUUACACCCCUUCAUCUCACCACCACCACUUCAGGGUUGCCCAUCAAAGGUGUUCACGAUCAGCCUACAUUAAUUUGAGAAUAGAAAUUAGAAGAAUUUGUUUGCAUCGUUUCACAUGGUCAUUUGAUGUGUUGCGUUGUUUUAGUCUAAAAUCAUAAAUGUAGAUGAUGUGUACAUUUCGCACUCCAUUAAGGUCAAUUGUUCGGGACACUUGAGUUUCAAAAAGAAUGCCAAGUCUCUGAAUAACCUUGAUUCUUGUUUGGGUAUACAGUACACUUUCAUCUCACUUGUGCUGCACUAUUGGGCUUUUACCUUCUACAUAUUUGGAGAAACUUUUUAGUUGUUUUCAUGAAAUAAAAAAUGUUAUGUGGUGAUCACAAAUCUGUAAAAAUCUGAAUUUAUUGCCAAACACUGUUUGGGACUGUUUUUUAUAACAAAAAAAGACAUGUUACAAAGAGAAAGAAAGACACUUUGUAUAUGAUUAUAUUUCUGGGAGGGGGACAAUUAUUUGUACUGAAUGCAAUGUGUUGUACAAGAUUCUUGACUCUUUGUAGAUUUGAUGCUAUAUUUAUGAGGUGUGUGCUCCCUGAAGGGUUUUAAACAUGACUUCACUAGACAUAUAUGUAAAUAUGAACAGAAAAUAAAAAACACUGCCUUUCUAUGAUUUAGCAAUAUGAUGUAAAUAGCAUUGUUAUGCUUUUUUGUAUGAGAGAAUUCUUUGAUUAUAGUAUGGUAAUUUCAGCUGAUACUGUUACAAUUUUCUUUGAUACGUUUUGAUGGAUACUCAUGACUUAAUUGAUCUGUUCACAUACAUUGUUAACGGGUUAGCAUUGUGGAUUUUGUUGUCAAUUUGUCAUGCCGAAUUUUCAUAAUUUAUUGGUUUAAUUUAUCAUAAUUUAUUUGGUGAUUGUGUACAAUUGUGGUAUUUCUGGGGAUGUACUGUAAUACUAUUUGGCAGAACGAGACAACAUAAUGCCCUCAUAAGCUCCUUAACUCUCUAGAGACAUAAAGAGACACUUAUGUCUUGGUAGCCAUUGUAAUUUCAGAAACUGUAGUCAGAUGCUUGAUGAAAAAAAGGAAAGAAAAUAUUGCUCAACAAAACUUUUAUUCUAUUUUGUUUGGAAGGUGAAUUAUUUUAUUUUUUUUUCCUAAUCAUUUAAUCAGACUUUUACCUUUGCUUUUUACCACCUACACAAUACAGUAGUCAAAGUGCCUCGUGUGCCUUCCAUCUCCUCAGAACUGAAUGUAUGUGCAGUAUAUAUGCAAGCUUGUGCAAAAUAAAAACAUAAAGU